This is a messenger RNA of Bipolaris zeicola 26-R-13, 1272 nucleotides long. RefSeq lists its product as uncharacterized. The record is from RefSeq and is a predicted model, not a curated record. The transcript has 7 exons. NCBI's taxonomy places the organism in Eukaryota, Fungi, Ascomycota, Dothideomycetes, Pleosporales, Pleosporaceae. Bases 1 to 1272 code for a protein of 423 amino acids.
AUGGAGGCGGGGACAUCAAAAGGCGAGUGGAAGAGCGUGGCGAGGACUGAAGCGGGGAGGAGGCCCUAUGUGGCUGCAGGUAACGGUGAGCCAAGAAGCAAGCAGGGUAGUGGACGAGUGCUUCAGAAGAUUGCUGGUCCUUCAAGCCAAGCAGGCUGGGGAGGUAGCAAUAGCGAGAGCAGGGCGUGGGAGACAGAGAAAACAGCCACGGGGAGCGAAUUGGCGUGGGAAAAGGCAAUUCUGGCGGCGCAGGUAGAUGCAGCGCCAGGCUCCUGGAUGGGAUGUCGAGGUGGAGGUGCGUGCAGCGGGGAGGGGUGGGUGGGUGAGGAAGAGGCGCGCCGGGUCCGCGUCAGCCACAAAGUCGGACCAGCGGCCCCCGAGUCCUGUCCUGUCCUGUCGGUACGAAACCUUGGUCGUCUAUGGACGGAGGGUCGCGGACAGCAAUGUCUCCAUCUAGACAUGUGCCUUGCCAGCAGCGAGCCUAGCCUGGCUCAGCUCGUCCCAGCUCGCGCCCACCGAGUCGCCUUUGCCUUUGCCUUUGGCACCACCAGCGCUUUGCCCGUGCCAGAGCGGGCACUACUGCUGCUACCUGUGGCCCUGCGGUUGCUUCUUUGCGCUCCUCGUCCCCGUGGCCACUCACCAGCAAGCCAGGCGAGCGAGCACCGCGAGCAAUGGAGCAAGCGAGUCUUCCCUACUGCCGUUGCGGGUCUAGCUGUAUUGUUAAUAAUUAUCCUUUCCCUCGCACACUUGGACUGGAUCGGCUGGCUGGCUGGCUGGCUGGCUGGCGCUCUCGUCUCCAUUGCUCGCGUGUGUGUGUGGGUGGAUGGACGUGGGCAUGUACCUACUACAUACGUACCAGCAUCCAGUUCGACGUGUUGUUGUCUAGCGCCUCCGCCCUCCGCCUUCCGCCCUCCCCUCCCCCCUCUGAUCGCCUGCACACGUGACUGCGUCACUCCCACUACCACCACAGCUUCAUCCCGGCCCGCCGCCUCCCAUUGCUCGCUGCCACGUCUCGAAUGCACGCCUCGUAGUCGCACUGCAAAAACUUGUUCUUUUGACCGCCAGCCUGGUCGCAGAUUCAACAUGAAAAUUGCUUUGUGGGCGAUCACUUGCGGUCUGGGACUUGACAGCCCUUCACACUGUGCUUUUUCGCUUCCUCACAAAUGCACCCAAGAACCACACCUCUCACCGUCUUCUGCACGGCCCUGCCCUUGCUUCGACUCAAGCCUGGGGCCUCUGCGGCAAUAUGCCGCUGCGACUAGAGCAGUGUGA